Molecule: messenger RNA, 1077 nt
Organism: Lactuca saligna
Lineage: Eukaryota; Viridiplantae; Streptophyta; Magnoliopsida; Asterales; Asteraceae
Source: the annotation of a GenBank genome assembly
AUGGACGAACACCAGAAAAUAGUCGACGUAAUGGAUCAACAGCAACUCAUGCACAACCAGUUUGAGAGUCAUCAACAACAACAGAAUCUGCUGCUCAUGCAAUCUCAUGAAAUUGAAUGUAUCAUCGCUGAACGACAACGACAAUGGCAAGAAACCAUCGAUCCUCAAAAUCUUGUUGUCGGCAAAGUUAUCGGUCAUGGAAGUGAAGGUGUUGUGUAUAAGGGCUCCUACAAAGGCCAAACUGUAGCAGUGAAAGUUCUUGAUGAUAAUGGUAAAAAGAAGAUUUCGGAAGAUUCAAUGGGGAUCGUUAAGUUAGGUUUAAUGGAAGAAGUUGAAGUGUGGAAAAAUCUUGAUCAUCCAAACGUAACUAAGAUGAUCGGAGCAACCAUGUCCAUGAUCACGUCAGGUAGCCGACACAAGAUCAAGAACCCGAAACCUGAAAACAACUUUUGUGUGGUCUCCGAAUACUUAAAAGGAGGAUCCCUCCGAUCUUAUCUAUUGAAGCUCAAGCACCAAGACAAGAAGCUGCCUUACAAAACUGUCAUUCGAUUUGCUAUUGAUAUUGCUAAAGGGUUGAGUUACCUUCAUUCUCAAAAAGUAAUUCAUCGUGAUGUGAAGCCGGGGAACAUGCUAAUUGACAAAAAACAGACAAUCAAACUUGCGGAUUUCGGAGAAUCAGAAAUUGAACCACCAGAGCUUUUGAUCACAUGUGGUGAAAGGGGGACUCGCGGUUACAUGGCUCCUGAGUUGGUAAGCAAACAUCCACACGGGCGUAAAUGCGACGUUUAUAGUUUUGGGAUAUGCUUGUGGGAGAUUUAUUGUUGUGAUACUGCUUAUACGUAUGAUUUAGGGAUUCUCACACCUGAUAUAUACAAGUAUACGAGACCAAGCAUACCGAGGCAUUGUCCAAGAUCGUUGGCUAAAUUGAUGGAACAAUGUUGGGACAUGGACCCCACAAAGAGACCGGAGAUGAAAGAGGUGGUGGUUAUAUUAGAAGAAAUUAAAAAAUCACUAGAGUUGCUAUCGAGGUGGAGACAUCCAGAGGGAUGGUUCAAGUUAUUCAAGCUUAGAAGAUGA